AUGGUUCUUCAUCCAAUCAAUGAAUCAAGGUUAUUGCAAGAUGCUUCGAACAAGAGUGGUGUUGUAAAAACUUUUUUACAAGUAAAAAAUGCAGUUGUAAUUGUUGGGUCUGAUUCUGGACCAGUUGGAGAUAGUUACAAUCAUGAACUCUUUGUACUUUGUUGUGUUUUUAUUGUAACUGCUGUAGUUGUUCUGGCUGUACUGGGGUAUCUUAGAUAUGAUUUUCACCAAAAACGAGAACUUCUUAGCAAUCCAAAUAAUAAACUCUACAGACAUGAUAACGAUAUUGAAGAUAAAACAAAAGUUUACGCAGAAGUUGGCAUUAUGGAUAUUUAUAAUGUUAAAAGUUUUAAUAUAAAUAAGGAAAAGUAUAAUGGCGACAGUGUUAUAUGUCCUAGUAAUUUGGAAAAAUAUUCAGUUGAUUCUACGGGUAAUUAUGUUUAUGUUUAUACAAAAUCCACAGAAAAAAAUGUAGUGGAAACGAUUAAUUCAAAGGGUAAUGAUGAGGGUGAGAUUAAUGAAUUAGAUAAAGAAGCAAAUACUAAGAAGCCCAAGUCUAAGCAAUAUUACUACGUUAUGCCUGUUCAACAAUCUAUGUACUUUGUUAAACUUGAAUUUGAUGAAAGUAAAAUCAAGAAAGUAACGAAUGUAUACGAGGAGGAUUACAAUGAUAAAAAGAACAAAUACAUCGAAACAAAAAAAUUAUACAAGGAUAUAAUGAAAAUACAAAACAAAAAAAAAAAGGAUAAAGAAACUAUCAAGUUCCAAGAAAUAAAGAAUAAAUACGAGAAAAUAGAGGAAAUUUACAAUGAGAAUAAAUACGAGAAAAUCAAGAAUGAAUUUGAGGAAAUAAAUAGUAAAUACGAGGAUUCAGAUGAAAGUGCAAAGGAGGAGAUGAAAAUUGAAUACGAGUACAAAAAGGAAGAAUACGAGUACGAGACAAGAAAGAAAGAAUACAAGGAAUUGUGGAAAGAAUAUGAGGAGAAAAAGAAAGAACACGAGAAAGAAUACAAGAAAAUGUGUAAAGAAUAUGAGGAAAAAAAGAAAGAAGACGAGGAAAUAAAUGAUGAACACGAGGAAAUAAGUGAUGAAUACAGUAAAAUAGAAAAAUACAAGGAAGUGAUGAAAGAACACGAGAAAAAGAUCAAAGAACACGAGAAAAAGAUGAGAGACAAUGAGAAAGGGUGGAAAGAAUAUCAGCAGCAAAAAAAGAAAAAAUACGAGGAAGUUUACAAAUACGAGAAAAUCAAGAAUGAAUACAAUGAAAUAAAUAGUAAAUACGAGAAAGCAGGAGAAAGUGCAAAGAAGGAGAUGAAGAUUGAAUAUGAGUACAAAAAGAAUGAAUACGAGUACGAGAAAAAAAGGAAAAAACACAAGAAAAUGUGGAAAGAAUAUGAGGAAAAAAAGAAAGAAUAUGAGGAAAUAAAUGAUGAAUACGAAAAAAUAGAUGAUAAAGGAUGGAAAGAAUUCGAGAAAAAGUGGGAAGAAUAUCAACAAAAAAAGAAAAAAUACGAGGAAAUAAAGGAUGAAUAUGAGAAAUUAGAAGAAGAUAAAAAGGGGGCGAAGAAGACUGAGUAUGAGGAAAAAAAGAAAGAAUACGAGGAAAUAGCAGAUGAAAAAAUUAAAGAAUACGAGAAAAAGUGGGAAAAAUAUCAACAAAAAAAGAAAAAAUACGAGGGAAUAAAGGAUGAAUAUGAGAAAUUAAGAGAUGAAAAGGUGGAGAAGAAGUCUAAGUACGAGGAAACAAAAGAAGAAUACGAGAAAAUAGCACAUAAAAAAUUUAAAGAAUACGAGACAAAGUGGGAAGAAUAUCAAGAAAAAAAGAAAAAUUACAAUGAAAUAAAGAACAAAUAUGAGAAUCCAGAAGUAAUUAAUAAAAAGAAGCCUAAGGACAAGAAAGUAUACGAUGAAAAAAAGAGAGAAUAUGAGGAAAUAAAAGAUGAAAGAAUGAAAGAAUACGAGGAAAUAGCAGAUGAAAAUAUGAAAGAAUACAAGGAAAAGUGGGAAGAGUAUCAACAAAAAAAGAAAAAAUACGAGGAAUUAAAGGAUAAAUAUGAAAAAUUAGGAGGAGAUGGGAAGACUGAGAAUGAGGAAAUAAAAAAAGAAUACGAGGAAAAAAAGAAAGAUUACGAGGAAAUAAAAGAUAAAAAAGUGAAAGAAUACGAGAAAAUGUGGGAAGAAUAUCAAGAAAAAAAGAAAAAUUACAAGGAAAUAAAGGAUAAAUUUGAGAAAUUAAAAGGAAAUAAAAAGGUGGCGAAGAAGACUGAGUACGAGGAAAUAAAGAAAGAAUACGAUGAAAAAAAGAAAGAAUAUAAGGAAAUAAAAGAUAAAAAAAAGAAAGAAUACGAGGAAAUAGCAGAUGAAAAAAUGAAAAAAUACAAGGAAAUAGCAGAUGAAUAUGAGAAAUUAGAAGGAGACGAAAAGGUGGCGAAGAAGACUGAGUACGAGGGAAAAAUGAAAGAAUUCGAGGAAAAGUGGAAAGAAUAUCAACAAAAAAAGAAAGAAUACGAGGAAAUAAAGGAUGAAUAUGAGAAAUUAGGAAAUAAAAAGAUGGCGAAGAAGACUGAGUACGAGAAAGAAAAGAAAGAAUACGAGGAAGAAAUUAAAGAAAAAAAAAAAAAAUAUGAAAGUAAAAAGAAAGAAUAUGAGGAAAUAAAAGGUAAAUAUAAGAAAUUAAAAGGAGGGACUGAAAACCAGGAAGAAAUUAAGAAAAAAAAAGUUGAAUAUGUAAGUAAAAAGAAUGAAUACAAGAAAGAAAUAUGGGAAUACAAGAAAAUAAAGGAAGACGAAAUGGAGAAUCCACGGAAAGGGUACAUGAAGGCAAAGGAAGAUUACGAGAAGGCAACAGUUGAUUACGAGAAUGCAAUGAAUAAUGAUACUAAUUACGUGAAGCUAAUGAGUUAUGUGAACAUAAUUGAUAAGAAUAAAGGAAUGGAGGAGUACAAUGAAAAAAAGGAAGAAUUGAAAUACGAAAAAAUAAAGAAAGAAUACAAGGAAAAAAAGAGAGAUUAUGAGGAUGCAAUGAGAAAAAAGGAUAAAGAGAUAAUGAAAAUGCUCGGGGAUGGAAUGGAGAAUGAGGAUGGAAAUGGAGGACAGAGCGAAGUGGAGUAUUUAAAUAAUAUUAAAAAGGCAACGGAAAGAUACGAGAAUGAUCAUAAGGAAGAUGAACAAACAAAGAAAGUUUAUGUGGAAAAAUUGAGAGAAUACAUUAGCGCAAAGCAAAAUAAAUACGAUAAACAAAGGAUAAAUAUAGAGACUGAGACAAGGAUAAAAUACCGGGAAGCGAGCGAAAAAUACAUUAAAGAUAAGGUGAACAAAAUAAUGGCUAAAUACAAAGAUUCACCGGAAGUAAUUGAAAAACACGAGAUGAAAAAAAUUGAAUACGAGAAAAAAUUAAAUGAAUGUGAGAAAACAUUGAAAGAAUACAAGCAACAAAUGAGGAAACGCAGUUAUGGUCAUACACAUGGUUAUACAAAUUUUAAAGAUUUGUGUGAUAAGCAAGAGAGAAUAAGAGAUAAAAUGGUUAUGUUAGAAUAUGAGUUAAAAAUGAUUGAAUUUGAGGAAAUAAAGAGAGAAUACUAUUUCAUUAAAGAAAAAAAUGACAGGGAUAUAAUUUAUAAAGUAUACCUGGAAAAAGAGAAAGAAUAUAGGGAAGCUAAGAAAAAAUUCGAUGACUUAACGAAGAAAAUAACUAAAAAAUACGAUGAUUUAAUGAAAGAAUACGAGAAAGCAAAAGAGAAAAAAAAGAAGGAAGAAACAAAAAAAGAAUAUAAGGGAAGAACCAAGGAAAUUAAGGAAAAAAUUAAGAAUGAAAUCGAUAGAAUUAGAAAUGAAAUAGGUUGUGAUGGAAUUGCAUUUCACAACUAUGCUGGUGGAAGUUUCAAAAAGCAAAAUGAAAUCAUUAGAUUCAAACCGAAAGAACCGAAUGACCUUGAAAAAGGACUUUCUAUUAGUAAUAAUAAGAGUAUUGAAUGUAUGAGAAUCGAAGGUCACUUGAAUUACAAUCCAUAUAAUUACUUGUCUCACUUGAAUUACAAUGCUUACAAUCCCUAUAAUUACUUGUCUAACUUGAAUUACAAUAAUUACAAUCCAUAUAAUUACUUCUCUACUACUUUCCAUAAAGAGGAAAACCCUUCAAAAGAGGAAAACCCUUCAAACGAGGAAAACCCUUCAAAAGAGGAAAACCCUUCAAAAGAGGAAAACUCUUCAAAAGAGGAGGACAUUAAGAAAUUUAUUCUGUGGGAUCUAAACUUCUCAUCGGAGAAUCAGGAUGAGCUAGAAUUCGCAUGGGAGAAACAGGAAUCAGAGAAACUGGUGAAUGUCGAAGUUAAGACGACACUGGGACUGAAGGAACAAGAACUGAUGGAGCUGAAACAGGAACAAAAGAAAAUAGAACCAAAUUCCUCACUCAUUGGAGGUUUGGCUUUGAACCAAUCCCUAAUUUCUAAUUCUAUUAGCAUAAUUACAUUGUGA
This is a messenger RNA of Entrophospora candida, 4473 nucleotides long. Lineage: Eukaryota; Fungi; Glomeromycota; Glomeromycetes; Entrophosporales; Entrophosporaceae. The record is from the annotation of a GenBank genome assembly.